CGCCCCGCAAAUCGAGUCGAUCUCACAGCAACCCACCCAACUCGCGAUUUCGUGAGCUCCUAGGCUCCAAUAAUUCGACCGCAUGUCUACAACCACCACCAUGCCAGGCCGCAGCCUUCCGACGAUUCCGACCGCCGAUGUCCAGGCACACAACAACGAGAAGUCCUGCUAUGUUACGAUUGGCAGCAAGGUCUAUGAUGUGACAGACUUCCUCGACGGUCACCCAGGAGGCGGCGAGCUCAUCCUCGAGUACGGCGGUAAGGAUGUCACAGCUAUCCUGAAAGACGAGAUUUCCCACGCCCACUCAGACUCCGCCUACGAGAUCCUGGAUGAGUGCCUGAUUGGCUUCGUAGCUAGCGAGGAGGUUAUGGACGCUGUCACCAAGAGCAACAAGCCUUAUGAGAUUGUCCCUCUUCCCCCGUCAGAGGUGGGCAAGAUCGAGCUUAAAGGCAUGGAACAGAAUCAGAAGCCCCUCUAUGCUGCGACAGGCAUGUCAACUGCUGAAGAUCUGUCGCGCGAGACCGACCAUAACCUCGAUUACAAGCAGCACAAGUUCCUUGAUCUUAACAAGCCAUUGCUCAUGCAAGUCUGGAAUGGCGGCUUCGAGAAGGACUUUUACCUCGAGCAGGUACACCGACCGCGCCACUACAAGGGAGGAGAUUCGGCUCCACUGUUCGGCAACUUUCUGGAGCCAUUGAGCAAGACACCUUGUUAUCCGGCUCUUGCAGGUUACUGGGUGUUUGGACUUGCCUUCUGGACAAUCAUCGAAUACGUCCUGCACCGAUGCUUGUUCCACCUUGACGAUUACCUUCCCAACAAUCGCGCCGCUCUCACCUUGCAUUUCCUCCUUCAUGGCAUCCACCACUACCUUCCCAUGGACAAGUACAGGCUGGUCAUGCCUCCCACGCUGUUCGCAGUGCUUGCGGCACCGUUCUGGAAGUUCGCACACACUGUAUUCUUCCACAACUGGUAUGCUGCGACAGCCGCGUACUGUGGCGGUGUUUUCGGUUACACACUCUACGACCUGACCCACUACUUCCUUCACCACCAGAAGCUUCCUCCUUGGUACCAGGAGCUCAAGAAGUACCACCUCAAGCACCACUUCGCCGACUACGAAAACGGCUUUGGCGUUACCAGUCGCUUCUGGGACUGGGUGUUCGGCACUGAGCUCGAGAUGGGCCCACCGAAGGUCAUCAAGACAUCGUAGACGUAAUGUCUGCUUAGAGUGGUUGGUGACAUGAUUGCAUAGACAGCAUUGGGUCGGCGUUGUGGUUUUGUAAGAAUAUACAUGACGUGUUGGGCGAUAAGUUCCUAGAUUGGAGCUAGUUCUAUUUCACGAUCACAUAUACCUAUUUUAAUGUUAAUGUGCGUAUGAGCGCAUGACGUUCGUUUCGCAAAUGGCCGGCAUUACUUCGAUUUUUUUGAUGAAUGUGAAUUGCACGUGUGAGCGCCUGCCUACUGGCUCGAGGCUCUUUCCAGGUUUUGCCGCCACUAGUGCGGACGGUCC
Molecule: messenger RNA, 1507 nt
Organism: Macroventuria anomochaeta
Lineage: Eukaryota; Fungi; Ascomycota; Dothideomycetes; Pleosporales; Didymellaceae
Product: Inositolphosphorylceramide-B hydroxylase
Exons: 3
Coding region: 83-1207 (374 amino acids)
Biological process (GO): lipid biosynthetic process; fatty acid metabolic process
Cellular component (GO): membrane; endoplasmic reticulum
Molecular function (GO): iron ion binding; fatty acid 2-hydroxylase activity; heme binding
Source: RefSeq, a predicted model, not a curated record